UUUUUGAAGUACGGUAUGGCUAUCGGUUGAAAAACGAAGGAUUUGGCAAGGAAAUUUAGAAUUUUUGAUUUUUUUUGUAUGAUUAGCAACACGUUUUGAGCAGAAAAUGUCACUUCGUCCACGCAGGGUGGAUUUUGACCAAACAUGGUCCACACUUUUAGAGACUGUAAAUGGUGUAAUAACAUGCGGAAGUGUAGCCAGGGCAACAUGGAAUGACCGUUUCUCUGACGUGUAUGCGCUUUGUGUGGCAUGUCCAGAGCCUCUGGGUGAUAGACUGUAUCAUGAGACCAAGACUUUCCUAGAGAACCAUGUCAAGUCACUUUAUCAGAAAGUUGUGGACAGCAAUGAGGAAAAUUUGCUCACAGUUUACCAGAGGCAUUGGGAACAGUACAGUAAAGGGUCCAGUUUUCUUAAUCAACUGUAUGGUUAUUUAAACACAACUUUCAUCAAAAAACAGAAGUAUAGUGAUGCUGACUUGAACUAUGGAGGCUUCACUGUAGAAUUAACCGAUCAAAUGCUCGAGAUUGGAGAGCUUGCUCUGGAUACAUGGAAGAAAUUCAUGAUAGAACCAUUAAAGAAUCACCUGCUGGUUCUGAUACUUCAAGAAAUUAACAGUGACAGACACAAUAAUUGUGUCAAUCAGACAGUUUUACAUGGUGUAAUAACCUCAUUUGUUGAUGUGGAAGAAUACAAAAAGAAGUCCCCUCUACAGCUGUAUGAAGACGUGUUUGAGAGUCAGUUCCUCAAGGAGACUGGAGACUACUACAGGAGUGAGGCCGCUAAAUUAAAAGAUGAGUGCACAUGCUCAGAAUACAUGGAAAAGGUUAUAAAGAAACUGCAGGAAGAAGAUUUUCGAAGUCGGAAGUUCUUACAUCCUAGCUCAUACGGGAAAGUUACCCAUGAAUGUCAACAAAGAAUGGUUGCUGAUCAUCUGUUGUUUCUUCAUGGUGAAUGUAGGGAGAUGGUACAGAUUGAAAAGUUGCAAGAUUUAGAAAACAUGUAUACAUUGUUGAAACCUAUACACGGUGGUCUAGCCUUACUGGUACAAGAAGUUGAGGAACAUAUAAAAACGAUGGGAAUGGAGGCAGUCAGAAAUCUCAAAGGGGAUAAUGUACCUACACAGUUUGUGGAGAGUAUGUUAGCUGUCCAUCAGAAAUAUACAGAACUUAUCAAAAAAGUGUUCAGAAAUGAUCAACAGUUUGUUGGUGCACUUGAUAAGGCAUGUGCAACAGCCAUUAAUUAUAAAUCCAAUCCUAAAAUGCCCUGCAGAUCACCAGAACUGCUUGCAAAAUACUGUGAUAACUUACUAAAGAAAAGCUCAAAAGGUUCAUCAGAAACAGAGUUAGAUGACAAACUAGGGAGCUGUAUAACUGUGUUCAAAUACCUAGAUGAUAAAGAUGUUUAUCAGAGGCACUAUUCAAGAAUGUUAGCAAAGAGACUUAUACAUGGCCAGACAGCUUCCAUGGAUGCUGAAGAGAUGAUGAUUAAUAAACUGAAGCAAGCAUGUGGUUAUGAGUUUACCAACAAACUUCAUAGGAUGUUUACUGAUAUGACUGUGAGUAAUGGUCUUCAAGACGAUUUCAGUCAAUUCCUAAAGGAAGGUCCUACAGAGCUCGGUCUCAACUUCUCUAUACUAGUUCUCCAGGCUGGUGCCUGGCCCUUAGGACAGAGCAAUCUUCCUACAUUUGCAAUACCUCAGGAACUAGAGAAAAGUGUUAGUGAGUUUGAAAAAUUUUACAACAGGAAAUAUAGUGGUAGAAAGUUAACUUGGAUGCACGCACUUUGUACAGCUGAAUUAAAGUUAAACUAUCUGAAGAAACCAUACAUUGUUACAAUGGGAAGUUUCCAGAUGGCAAUCUUACUGAUGUUUAAUGAGUCGGAGUCUGUGAGUUACAAGGAAGUCACAAGACAUACACAGCUCAGUGAGAAAGAAAUGACAAAACAAGUGCAGUCACUGAUUGAUGCAAAAAUUCUCAACUUUGAGGACACCGUGACAACAGAAUCUGUGUUUCAGCUGAAUAUGGCAUAUGCAAAUAAAAGAACAAAGUUCAAAAUCACAGCCGCUAUACAGAAAGAAACUCCUCAGGAGCUUGAACAAACAAGAAGUGCAGUUGAUGAAGAUAGAAAGAUGUACAUUCAAGCAGCAAUUGUCAGAAUCAUGAAAGCUAGAAAACUUUUAAAACAUAAUUUACUAAUACAAGAGGUGAUUAGUCAAGCCAAAUCAAGAUUUGCACCAAAUAUAGCGAUGAUUAAAAAAUGUAUAGAAGCCCUUAUAGACAAGCAAUAUCUUGAACGGACUCAAAACUCCACAGACGAGUAUAGUUACAUAGCAUAAAGUUCUCUGUGUAUAAUGCAAGCUUCUUCAUAUGGACACUGUUGGAUUGGAAGGUGGCACAGACCUUGUACUUGUGAUAUAUGUGGAACAACACUUCUUACAGUGAAAUAAAAUCAUUUUUGGAGUAAAAACAUAUACACACAUAAUGAAUUUCAGAGCUUUUUAACAGCAAAAGUUUCAGAGCUCUGUGAGACAUGUAUAUGUAAUAAUGGUUUAAAGCCCUUUACUUUUUAAUGAAAGCAUCUUUCUUCAGAUUUUUCAAACACUACUUAAGCCAAUUUCCCAACUGUUUACAAUGAUUAUGAAGUAUUGCUGGUCCUGGCAUCAAUUCUGCAGGGUUUCGAAGUUAAGCCAUGGGUACACAUUGGCACUGAAACUUAAUAAUAGAAAAUUAUUUCCCAGUAUUAAUACACACCCUUGCUAGUAUUGAUGCGUUUCCAGUUUGUAUUGUAUCUUUAACAUAGGGAGUUGCUAAAAAUGACCUCUUGCAGUUCACAGAUAGACUACAUCCUUAACAUGUCUUGAAAAAUAUAGUUAAUUGAAAAAUAACAUUAUAUGCAGCUGCUCUCCUGUUUAUGGCUUUAAUGUAAUUGUUAUAUUUUACUAUGAGUUUAUUAUAUGACUAUGAAUUUCUGUACUUAAAUAUUUAUCACCUGUAAUAUAAAUUAGUGAAAAGAAGGAAGGAAGCAGAGAUUGGUCAAAUGGCUCUAAACUUAAGUUGUUUAAUUGGUACAUGGUUUCCAUUGUAUGUAUGCAGUAUUCAUUGUUGAUGUUUGAAGGAGAUGUAAAAAGGUUAGGAAGUUAAGCUUGUGUUACAUCUUUUUACUUUUAAAUAAACAUCGCCACUAUAUUUUUACAGAUCCAUACACUGUUUUGCUCUUCAGCAUUAGCAUUUUUAUGCCCCCGAAGGGAGGCAUAUAGUUUUUGAACCGUCUGUCUGUCGGUCUGUCAGUCUGUCGGUCUGUCCGCAUUUUUCGUGUCCGGUCCAUAUCUUUGUCAUCGAUGGAUGGAUUUUCAAAUAACUUGGCAUGAAUGUGUACCACAGUUAGACGACUUGUCGCGCGCAAGACCCAGGUCCGUAGCUCAAAGGUCAAGGUCACACUUAGACAUUAAAGGUUAUUGCAUUGAUGGGCGUGUCCGGUCCAUAUCUUUGUCAUCCAUGGAUGGAUUUUCAAAUAACUUGGCAUGAAUGUGUACCACAGUAAGACGACGUGUCGCGUGCAAGACCCAGGUCCGUACCUCAAAGGUCAAGGUCACACUUAGACAUUAAAGGUUAUUGCAUUGAUGGGCGUGUCCGGUCCAUAUCUUUGUCAUCGAUGGAUGGAUUUUCAAAUAACUUGGCAUGAAUGUGUACCACAGUAAGACGACGUGUUGCGUGCAAGACCCAGGUCCGUACCUCAAAGGUCAAGGUCACACUUAGACAUUAAGGGAUAGUGCAUUGAUGGGCGUGUCCGGUCCAUAUCUUUGUCAUCGAUGGAUGGAUUUUCAAAUAACUUGGCAUGAAUGUGUACCACAGUAAGACGACGUGUCAUGCGCAAGACCCAGGUCCGUAGCUCAAAGGUCAAGGUCACACUUAGAUGUUAAAGGUCUUUUUUCAUGAUAGUGCAUUGAUGGGCGUGUCCGGUCCAUAUCUUUGUCAUUCAUGCAUGGAUUUUAAAAUAACUACGCAUAAAUGUGUGACACAGUAGACGACGUGUCGCGCGCAAGACCCAGCUCCGUAGGUCAAAGGUCCUAAACUCGAACAUCGGCCAUAACUAUUCAUUUAAAGUGCCAUCGGGGGCAUGUGUCAUCCUAUGGAGACAGCUCUUGUUGAAAUUUUGAUAGUUUAUGUCGUAUAAGCGUUAGGCUUUGAUCACUGACUGGAAAAGAAUAGAUUUUGAUACAUGAAUUUGAUCACCAACUGGAAAUUAAUAGAUUUCAACUUGUGACUUUGUUCUCCUGCUGAAACAGAAUAGAUUUUGACAUGUGACUGAUCGAUUUAGAUACGCACAUAAUUGUACAAAAGGCAAUGAGUGUUUUGAUGACCAACUGUUUAAUCCAACAGUUUUCCAUGACUUUCGGCUUAAUUUUGCCAGACCUUGAUACCAUGUAGAGCAUUUUAAAGUUGUCUAUGGGUGGUAUUAGGCAGUUUUUGAGAGUAAAAAUAUUUUUAAUAAACAGUGUUAUGACCAGAACUGUAGUUCCUCCCAGUUUAGUCCAACGCAUAUGUCAGCUAAAUUUCAGGGUUUUUUUACCCACCAUAAUUCUUUACCAGACUCUUUCUAAAACCAUUUGUAAUUCAUUUCCAUUGUAUUUUGAAACAUGAUGCUGAUUAGCUCAUAGGUAGAAAUUGUUGAAAAAUUCAACUGACAACUGCUGAAUACCUUAAAUCUGGAGAUGUACUGUUUAAGUACAAACUUGUGACACAAAGUGGGAAGUGGAAAUGUAUCAAUGUAAAUUUCAUUGUCCACUCUCACUUGAUGAGGAAGUCAGAAUUAACUUGCUGAGUAUUGAGUACUAUGGUUAAGUUAAGAUUAUAAUGCACGUUUGUAAAACUAAGUUAUGACCUUUGUUUAGGGUACUUAAAAACUUGUACCUUGUGCAUUGAAACUUAAUAUUGUUGCAUAUAGGAACCUUACCAUGUGAUAUUGUGGCAUUUUUUUUCUGAAUUCAUGAAAAUUAUUUACAGGAAUGACACUUAGAUGAAAACAUUCACUAUGAUAUCAGUAUGAAAACUAGCUGAAGAUCAAUUUUUUUUCGAAUCGGUUUAACAGAAUGUCAUGCAAAUCAUUUUUUAGCUGAAUUUUCCGUUCAUUUUCUGGAAUCUUAAAAAAAUAGGGUUAUAUUUGACAGAAUAGAAAAGAACUUUAAUAAUUAUAAAAUGACUUGAACACGUUCCGAGCAUGCAAAACUACUUUUAACUUAUUUAGUUUUGUUACACAAGUAUCAAUAUAGAUAUUUUUUAGCUCACCUGAACCAGUGGGUCAAGAUGAGCUGUUGAUAUUGGUGGAUGGUCGAGUGUCCAUUUUCAACAUUUUAAUUUAGGCGACAAUAAAAUAAUUGCUAGAUUUUCAUCUCCGCCCGCCCACUCUUCUAACCCCCCACCCCCUAAAUUUUAUUGAACCAAAAAAAUGAAAAUGUUCAACUGGGCAUCGUAUCUGUAAGACAAGGGAAGUAACACAGUCUAUGUAUCUGCAUGCCGGUCCAGUACGGCGUUUACACUUGCCAUAUCCGGUGGUGUAAUGGUAAACAAAAUCAGCUGGGAAUCGGCAAAGAAUAUCAAUGGUUUUCGUAAUUGUUCAGGCCCUAAAAGGCCAGAAAGUUUUAUAAGAUUGGUAUGCCUGCCAGUUUAGCGACAACAAUACCUUGCUGGAUCUUUUCAACGAUUUUUUAUCAGGAAAAUUAGAUAGACAGACAUCUGUUGCCGACAAUGAAUUCAACAGUCGCAUCCGUGCCUUUUCCGGCGGAAGUAAACAUGACCAAACGGAGGGUAACCCAUCAACUAGACUUUCAGCUUUGGUUUCAUUUCUUGGACUGUAUAUUAAAUUUGUGGUAAAUGACAAUGAGUCCAGUGCAGACGCCGGGGUAUUUCUGGCAAAAAACCUUUGAUACCUAAAAGGGGUAAAGUAACAACCAAGAAGUAAUACCUGUGUAUAUGUACGUUUAUGUAUACACAUGAAAGAAGGAGUUUGAUAUUAAUAACGACAUAAAUGUGCAGUAAACACAUGAUUUGUGAUUUUUUAAUCAAAAGAAUACAUCUGUAUGGUCCCUUCAGCAAGAUAUAAAGAGUAUGAAUACAUGUUCAAUCAUGAAACAGUCAGCUAAGAAAAAUAAAAAAUAAAAUGUCACCCUCGCCCCCAUUUUGGAAAAAAUUUGGAUGAAAAUCUAGCAAUUUAUAGUGGCCUUAAACAUCACCUCUCAAACUACUGGCCACAAUUACACUAGACUGUAGCAUGCUGGCAAGGUUCACUCUUAAGUUUGGUCAAAUGAUUUCUUUGACCCCUUUUAAGGGCUGCUAGAGUUCAAAACAGAAAAAACCUUUCCACAACUUCUUUUCAUGAACCGUUUCAUGGAUCUUCUCCAAAGUUGGUCUUAAGCAUACUUGUGUAGAUCUCUCUCAAGUUUGUUCAAAUGAUCCUGCUUUGUACCUUUUAGAGCCUGCCAGAUCUAAUAAAAGAAAAACCUUUAAACGACUUCUCAUGAACCUCUUCAUAGAUCUCCACCAAACUUGGUCUGUAGGAUCAUUGUAUGGACCUCUCUCAAUUUUAUUUGAAUGAUUCUGCUUGGUCCCUUGUUUUGGACCACCAGAGCUAACAUAGAAAAAUGUCUAAACUACUUUUCAUGAACCACUUCAUGGAUUUUCAUCAAAGCUGGUCUACAGCUUCUAAUAAGGUUCUCCCUCGGCUUUAUUCAAAUGGGUAACUUGACCCCUUUUAGGGGCUACCAGAGCUAAAAUAACAACUGCUUUUCAUGAAUCACUUGAUUGAUCGUCAUGAAGCUGUAGCAUCCUUCGAUUGUCGUGUCUUGUUGAACUGAUUUUGGUUGACCCUUUUACAGCCAGAUCUAAAAAAUUUUAACAACUUGGUUUAUAGAAUCCUCUUUCAAUUUUCUUUCAACUGGUUGUGCUUAGCCACAUUUAGGUCAGACACUAGUGGGGUCGUCAGAGAGAAAAUAGAGAAAAUCCUUGUUACAACUUCUCAUGAACUGCGUAGAAAUAUUAUUUUAUGAACUAAUCUAUAGUAAGUUCUAAUAAGCCUCAAAAAAUAUAAAAUCCUUAAAUUGCUUUAUCUCUGACAAGAAUCUCUUUAUGAUAUUUCUUUAGUGCCUUAUCUUUCUGACAAUGAUGUGAACUCUUUACCUGGAAGUGAUCUCGGGCUGACAAACAACUGUCUGAAAACUGUUGUGUAAUGGUUCAGUGAAGCAUAUAAUAAAGCAUGGUCCAGGAGUGGAUUUUAUUAGAGGCAUGUUCUAAAACCGAAAGUGGACAAGUUUAUUGAAAUGAUUUUAACGACUGAUUUUUUAAAUGGAAAAAUAUCUUUUUUAUUGUACACUGUGAUUGAGUACUUUCUUCUAUAUAUUUGAUCGUGUUUAUUCAGAGUUAGAUUUUUUUGCUGCAUUGUUUAAAUGCUAUCAAUAUCAGUGAUAAAAGUGUAUUGUCAAGGUCAUAGAGCUUAUAAGUCCGGAUUUCUUUGUCAUGUCUUUGUGCAUUUCAGCAUUUGUGUUUUUCAUAUUAAACUCAGUUGUUGACAUUCAUGAUACAGUAUGUUAUUCAUAUCUUCAAGGUCAAAUAGUCACGGUCUGGUGAGCGGCUAAGGGCUAUUAUGGCCCUCUUGUAUUAAUCCUGCUACCAGGGUAAUCUGUUAAUAAUGAUAAAGCCUGAACAGAUUUUCUGGUAUGAAAAUAAUAAUCUCCAUAAUUAUGUAUAAUUAUAAGUGACACUAAUUUUGUCAUUUUGGUUUUGGUUUUUUUCAAACAGACUCAAGUAGUGGGUACACCACUCUAUAUUGUUUCUAUAAGUGCUAAUGUUAUUAUUUUAUCUAUGAAAAUGUUUUAUAUCAAUGUUUAUUUGUGAUUAUUUUCAGACAUGAGACUUUGUGAUAUUUGGUUAUAUGAACCAUACAUUAAUAACUGUAUACAAUGCUGAUGUCAAUUGUUAUUAAGUUACUUUUCCCCCCCAAGACAUAAAAAGCUUUAAGCAUUCUGUUAUUGGAAAAGCUUUAGCACUGAUAUAACCGACUUGUAAGACUGUUUACACUUUCAGUAUGAAAGAUUUUUAUCUGAAUUUUUAAGUACCCCGUAUUAUCAGAUAAUUUACAAAAACUUACUGAUCAGUGUGAAGCAGGCCUUUUUUCUCACCUGUGUGAGUAUUUUGAAUAAAAUAGUAGUGUAAGUUUACCUUAUCUUACUCUGUUUGCCUCAGUUCAUGUUAUGGACUUCUUUGUUUGAAGUGAGUGCACAACUUUGCCAUAUACAAAAAAAAACAUGAAAGCAACAUAAGAAAAUGGCAAUAAAAUCUACCAUCGAUAGAAUCCCACCCUCCGAUUGAGAUAUGUCCAGAUACAUUCUGGAAUCUUGUUUUUAGACAAAUUUCGGCUUCAGUUUGAGAUAUGUCCCAAUACGUGGUAGAACCGUGUUUUUGGACAAAUCUCGCCCUUGGUUAGAGGUUUUGUCCAAAUAUAUAGCAAAACCUUGUUUUUGGACAAAUCUCAACUUUGGGAUUUCCUUUCCCGCAGCUUGUUGGUGUUGUAGGUUUAUUUUUUCUCAAUAAUUGUGUAUAAGUGUACAUCAUGGAAUUAUAUCUAGAUACUUUGAUACAGGAAUUGAAUGGGAUAACUAGUCUUAAGUCUGCUUUUUUCUCUCUCUGUGAUGUUCAUAUAUGACAGACAAAAGGAUUAUGUUUUAGUUAAUAAUUCAACAAGUAUUAUUAGUUACACUGCUUGUUGGUGACAGGAUACGGGAUAUACGCUGUCGAGGAAAUCCAUAUUCGCUCGAGUCUGAUAUGGAUUUUUGAGGCAGCGUAUAUCCCAUAUCCUGUCACCAACAAGCUGUGUAACGAUUUUAUCUUGCCGACUACCCUUUACUUGCAUGCUAUAAUCUAAUAUUUUGUAAAGUAACAAAGCAACAGCCAUUUCUUAAAAUCAAAAUUCAUAUCUGAAAUGUACUAGCAGGAUAUGGAAUAUAUCCCGUCUCCACGUGACGUCUAUUGACCAAUAGAAAUGCAAGAAACUUGUAGGAGGCAAGAUAAAUGAUGAUAAGGUGUAUUUAACAAAACGGAAGCUUUUUAAAUAUUUAUAAUUGCAUAAACUUUCACCUAACAAUUUUUGCAGAACAACAGUGCUAUCAAUAACUUAUAUCAACAACAUAUUAUACUUUUUCAGUUCUUAACAUGUUUUCUAUGAAAAUAAAUUGAUUGAAAAAUGUU
Molecule: messenger RNA, 9236 nt
Organism: Mercenaria mercenaria
Lineage: Eukaryota; Metazoa; Mollusca; Bivalvia; Venerida; Veneridae
Product: cullin-2-like
Exons: 19
Coding region: 107-2335 (742 amino acids)
Biological process (GO): protein ubiquitination; SCF-dependent proteasomal ubiquitin-dependent protein catabolic process
Cellular component (GO): Cul2-RING ubiquitin ligase complex; SCF ubiquitin ligase complex
Molecular function (GO): ubiquitin protein ligase binding
Source: RefSeq, a predicted model, not a curated record